GCAAAAUGAAGUCCUCCGAUAUCCCAUCACCGCUAGGGCGCAUCAUUCACCGCCCCGGCCUCCGGGCUUGAUCAGAUUCGAUUCACAUAGCCAAGAUGGCGGAUGCUGAUUCGUGGGACGCAGAAAAUUUCCAGCCGGAGGAGCCUGUUACAAAGGCAGGGGUAACAUUACUGGACAGAUGGGAAGGCGAGGACGAGGAUGAAGACGUAAAGGAUAACUGGGAUGAUGAGGAGGAGGUGAAGGUCGUCAAAGAGAAUAAACCAGAAGUGAAAACAGAAGUGUCGCAAAAGAAAAAACUAAGUGAAAAAAUCAAAGAAAAAGAAAAGAAAAAACAAGCGAUAAAAGAUACGAUAGAGCUGUCGCCGGACGACGCAGCAGCAGAGAAACUCAGAGUGAAGGAGCUGCAGGAGGCUGCGGACCUGGAGCUGGCGAAUGAUGCGUUCGACGGAUGUGACCAGCGCGUUACAUGUGCCUUAACAGACGGAUGCGACCUGCACGUUAUAUCUCCCUUAACAGAUGGAGGCGACCUGCACGUUACAUCUCCCUUAACAGACGGAUGUGACCUGCGUGUUAUAUCUCCCUUAACAGACAGAUGUGACCUGCGUGUUAUAGCUCCCUUAACAGACAGAUGUGACCUGCGUGUUACAUCUCCCUUAACAGACAGAUGUGACCUUCGUGUUACAUCUCCCUUAACAGACAGAUGUGACCUGCACAUUACAUCUCCCUUAACAGACAGAUGUGACCUGCACAUUACAUCUCCCUUAACAGACAGAUGUGACCUUCGUGUUACAUCUCCCUUAACAGACAGAUGUGACCUGCGUGUUACAUCUCCCUUAACAGACAGAUGUGACCUGCGUGUUACAUCUCCCUUAACAGACAGAUGUGACCUGCGUGUUACAUCUCCCUUAAUAGACAGAUGUGACCUGCAUGUUACAUCUUCCUUAACAGACGGAUGUGACCAGCGCGUUACAUGUGCCUUAACAGACGGAUGCGACCUGCACGUUAUAUCUCCCUUAACAGACGGAUGUGACCUGCGUGUUAUAUCUCCCUUAACAGACAGAUGUGACCUGCGUGUUAUAGCUCCCUUAACAGACAGAUGUGACCUGCGUGUUACAUCUCCUUUAACAGACAGAUGUGACCUGCACAUUACAUCUCCCUUAACAGACAGAUGUGACCUGCACAUUACAUCUCCCUUAACAGACAGAUGUGACCUGCGUGUUACAUCUCCCUUAACAGACAGAUGUGACCUGCGUGUUACAUCUCCCUUAACAGACAGAUGUGACCUGCGUGUUACAUCUCCCUUAACAGACAGAUGUGACCUGCGUGUUACAUCUCCCUUAACAGACAGAUGUGACCUGCAUGUUACAUCUCCCUUAAUAGACGGAUGUGAGCUGCGUGUUACAUCUCCCUUUACAGACGGUUGUGACCUGCGUGUUAUAUCUCCCUUAACAGACAGAUGUGACCUGCGUGUUACAUCUCCCUUAACAGACAGAUGUGACCUGCGUGUUACAUCUCCCUUAACAGACAGAUGUGACCUGCAUGUUACAUCUCCCUUAAUAGACAGAUGUGACCUGCACGUUACAUCUCCCUUAACAGACGGAUGUGACCUGCCCGUUGCAUCUCCCUUAACAGACGGAUACGGAUGUGACCAGCGCGUUACAUUUGCCUUAACGGACGGAUGCGACCUGCACGUUAUAUCUCCCUUAACAGAUGGAGGCGACCUGCACGUUACAUCUCCCUUAACAGACGGAUGUGACCUGCCCGUUACAUCUCCCUUAACAGACGGAUGUGUCCCCAAUAGUGUCCCAGUAGUGUCUACUGUAACGGGGAUUGACACUCUGAGACCCUCUUCUAAAGACGACUUCACAGAGUUACAUAAGCUGCUGAAAGAGAAGAUCUCGCAGUAUGAGUCAUCUGUGCAUUAUUCCAACUUCCUGGAGUCGCUGUUCCGCGAUCUCUGUAUUUCAUUGGAAGUGGACGAUUUAAAGAAAAUCAGCACCUCGUUGACAGUGCUACUUAAUGAAAAACAGAAACAGGAGAAGCAAAACAAGGCCAAGAAGAAGAAGAAGAAUACGGUGAUGCCGGGCGGGGGGCUGAAGGCCAAGCUGAAGGACGACCUGGCGGACUACGGCGAAUUCGCCCAGGACUACGAGGACUUCAUGUGACAGCGGCGGUGCCCAGACCCCUCCGCUCGUUCCGCUUCUCUCCUGGGGGUGGGGGGGGACUCCCCUUCGCCCCGGCGUCUUGUGGGACCCCCCCCCCAUUCUGUCCAGUGCCAUCCUGGAAAUGACCCGAAAGAUGCGUGUCACCCUUUUACUAUACCGAAUCUGGGAAGGUUAGAACAUGCUUUAUGAGAACAUUGAACUCCCUGUGACUAUGGGACUGGGAAAGAACACACUCACUAAACAUACGCAGACUUGUUCUUCGUUAAGAAAGGUUAAAUGCUAAAAGUGACAAAACCGCAAUUUACAAGUUUGCGCUUUGAAAAUGGCUGCACCGGAGUGAAACCACAUGUCCACAAUAAGUAGGUGGCUUAAAGUGCAGCAUCCUUCAACUUCAGUUUUACUUCUGUUUCAGAGAAUAACAAAAUGGCCUGUGGUGAAAUGGUUAUAUAGUAUUACUGCAACUACCUGGAAAUUAUCUGGUGUGCUAUGCAAAUAAAAUCAGAAUAUCUAUCACUUGGGUAUUUUCACUUUUCUUGUGGAUGGAAUUUACAGCUUCCACAGAAAAGCCUCCUGCAUCUAUUCAAUAACUUAAUGGUUCCCCACACACAAGCCAGAGGAUCUUAGGUCUUUAUUGUGGAUGGUUAAUUUUCAGACGUCUUAAGCUGACAAUACAUUAAAAAAGUCAGGCGUGGAAUAGUUUUUAAAAUUGCCUAUGAAAUUGCUUCAUAAUUUAAUGGGCAGCCGCGGGAUGAAUCGUUAUCAUUUAGUAAAAUGUUAUGACAUCUUCAUGUGGCCAUCCUCUGGAAAUCUUGCAGGAUUGUUUUUCUUUUCUUUGUUUGGGGGGACAUCGCAGCUGGCAAUGCUUUGAAAGAAAAUUCAAAAAAAAAAAUUUGUGCAUGAGGAAAAUUGAUUUAUAAUCAUAAUCUGUCUACUACUAAUGCAAGCAUGAGGUUGGGUGUCUUAUCAGAACUGGUCUCUGCGACAUGGCUUGUGCAGGUUCGUGCAGACUGGGCGAGGAUUUGGCGGGAGUUCUGAACGGACACGAGUCCUCGUCAUGUCGGCUCUCACACAGUGUGGUGCAUUGUAGGUUUUCCCUUUUGUUAACAUUAAGCAAAAUUUGCUGUGAAUUAUGAGGCCUGGACAAUGACAAUGAGAACAACGAUGGCAUCAACAGCGUUUUUUAAGCAUCUAAUUUAAUAAAAUCACUGUUCAAAAGGA
Molecule: messenger RNA, 3383 nt
Organism: Conger conger (European conger)
Lineage: Eukaryota; Metazoa; Chordata; Actinopteri; Anguilliformes; Congridae
Gene: eif3jb
Product: eukaryotic translation initiation factor 3, subunit Jb
Exons: 10
Coding region: 96-2165 (689 amino acids)
Cellular component (GO): eukaryotic translation initiation factor 3 complex; cytoplasm
Molecular function (GO): translation initiation factor activity
Source: RefSeq, a predicted model, not a curated record